AUGGAGAAAACCCCAUUGAAUAUCGUUGAUGAUGUCGCUGCCGCUGCUGCUACUGCUAUGAUUUUCGGUGCUCUGUACAAUCAGGCAGGGAAGGAGGUUGUGGACUUCCUCUUUAACCUCUUGGCCUUACCUGCAGGAACUGUUGUCAAGCUCCUCACUAAGGACAACAUGGUUGGUUCUUUGGGCAAUCUCUACAAAAGAGUAGAGAACCUAAGUGAAUCCUACUUAGAACCAAACCAAACCAAGCUUACCCUCCUAGAACCCAAGCUUCCUACUGGUGUUUCCCAAGUUCCUUUCCUUUUGUCCAAUCGAACCUCACCUAGUGACAAAGGUGGUGCACAUUUUUAUAGGUGCAGCAACGGUUGUAACUAUUUAAGCAGUAUCUGUGGUAGUCGUUGUCCUAGUAAUGGUUAUCAACAUCAGCUCUCAGUACAGAUGACUUACGUUGCUGAAGCAGGAACAGCAGAGGAGCUGAGAUGCAGAGAUAAUGAAGCAGGAUAUGUGAAGGGAUUGGUGACUUAUAUGGUGAUGGAUGAUUUGUCUGUGACACCCUUCUCUACCAUAUCUGGUAUCACUCUCUUGAACAACUUCAAUGUCAGGGAAGUGGGUUCUCUUGAAGAGAGGGUUUUUGAUUUGGAAAAGGCAGGGAAGGAGGUUGUGGACUUCCUCUUUAACCUCUUGGCCUUACCUGUAGGAACUGUUGUCAAGCUCCUCACUAAGGACAACAUGGUUGGUUCUUUGGGCAAUCUCUACAAAAGAGUAGAGAACCUAAGUGAAUCCUACUUAGAACCAAACCAAACCAAGCUUACCCUCCUAGAACCCAAGCUUCCUACUGGUGUUUCCCAAGUUCCUUUCCUUUUGUCCAAUCGAACCUCACCUAGUGACAAAGGUGGUGCACAUUUUUAUAGGUGCAGCAACGGUUGUAACUAUGUAAGCAGUAUCUGUGUUAGUCGUUGUCCUAGUAAUGGUUAUCAACAUCAGCUCUCAGUACAGAUGACUCAUGUUGCUGAAGCAGGAACAGCAGAGGAGCUGAGACGCAGAGAUAAUGGAGCAGGAUAUGUGAAGGGAUUGGUGACUUAUAUGGUGAUGGAUGAUUUGUCUGUGACACCCUUCUCUACCAUAUCUGGUAUCACUCUCUUGAACAACUUCAAUGUCAGGGAAGUGGGUUCUCUUGAAGAGAGGGUUUUUGAUUUGGAUAUUAAUUUGUACUCAUGA
Messenger RNA from Macadamia integrifolia, 1215 nucleotides. RefSeq lists its product as uncharacterized. NCBI's taxonomy places the organism in Eukaryota, Viridiplantae, Streptophyta, Magnoliopsida, Proteales, Proteaceae. The record is from RefSeq and is a predicted model, not a curated record. The coding region runs from base 1 to 1215 and encodes 404 amino acids. The transcript has 4 exons.